UCUAACUGCAGUUCGGUUUCUUUAAUUAAAAAGCUUCUCUUUUCAAUUGGAAUUGUUUUAAUUUUAUUUGACUUGAUUACUGAAUUUUAAUUGAUUUUAAUUACUCCAAUUCUAAUUAUGGAUUGUUGUAACGGUUUUAAAACUUCUUAUUUCUCUGGGUUUAUCUCUUUCUUAUUUUAUGUUUACACUGUGCUAGAGUUUUCAUAUUUUCAUUUUCAGUUGUCUUUCUCAUUUUUAAUUUCAUUGUUGAUUCCUCAUCAACAACCUGAACCGGAGCCUGUUGAUUAUAUUGAUUUGUUGAAGACAACGGAAGUAUCGGAAAAAUAUUGGUACUUGGAAAGUGUUCUUAGAUUAGAAGAGGAGAUUAAUCGUAAUAUUGAAUUGAUUGGUAAAUUUGCUACUAAAACUGGUGAAAGUGAUGAUAUAACAAUGGUUGCUGGUAUCGAGUUGAAUAAAGUUAAAUUGUUGAAAAAAGGUAAACUCAAGAUGUUUCGAAAUCUCUGUCUUGUUGCUCUUAAAGAGAUCCCCCCGAUUGAAGGAGAUAAGGAAGUUACUGUUGAUGAUCUUGAAGGUUUCUGGUGUUUACUUGGAAUUGAAGCUGACAAACACCGACAAUUAGUUGAUAAUAUCACCAAAGAAAGGAUCGUUAAAAAAUCCAAAGUUCCUGUUGUAAAAAAUAAGACUACUCCUACUUCACUACGAGUGUGUAAAUCUAACAUAGAUGAAAGAAAUCGUAAAUACAUGGAAAGGAUGAAAAAAUUGAAAGAACGAGCCGCAAAACCGAUUGUUAGAUCGCCUUUUCUAAGAGCUUGAUCAUGUUACAUGUUUUUAUUUAAUAAAUUACAAAACUACAUUUGUUUCCUCCUCAUCAUCACAAUCAAA
This is a messenger RNA of Panonychus citri (citrus red mite), 882 nucleotides long. RefSeq lists its product as uncharacterized. Lineage: Eukaryota; Metazoa; Arthropoda; Arachnida; Trombidiformes; Tetranychidae. The record is from RefSeq and is a predicted model, not a curated record. The coding region runs from base 118 to 813 and encodes 231 amino acids. The transcript is spliced from 2 exons.